GCGAAGGGGAGCCGGUGUCUGCGCCGCAGGAGCCUGCAGAGCACAGGGGCUGGCGGCUUCCCUGCCGGGCAGAGGAUGAGCAAAGCCCCCAGCGGUCUGGAGCAGGAGGACUUUCCAGCUGGGACAGACCAUGAGCAAUGACUUGACUGCCUGGGACAACACGACCGAGAGCACAACGACCGUGCCCGGCGAGGUGAACACGCAAGAUGGGUAUGUGCUGCUCCUUGUGCUGCUCUCCAUCUUCAUUGGAGGGACCCUGGUGCUGCUGUCCGGGAUCCUGAUUAUCUGCCGCCAGUGCUGUGAGACAGACCGCAGGCACUCCAGAGCCAGUGAUGACCCUGAGAAAACCAAUACCACCUACCUGGAUGACUCUCAGCCUCCGCAAGAUAUCACCAUCAAGGUGGACGACCCAGACUGCCUGUCGGCCUCCAGCUACCGGGAUGUGGAGACGGAGCGUUUCCUCUCGUCCAGCUCCUCCACUGGGCGCCGGGUCUCCUUCAACGAGGCCGCGCUCUUUGAGCACAGCAAGAAGACCCAAGAGAAGGGGAGGAGGUACACGCUGACCGAGGGGGAUUUCCACCAUCUCAAGAACGCCCGGCUGACCCACCUCCACGUCCCGCCACCCGCCCUCAGGAUCAUCACCAUCCACGAGUGUGAAUCAAGCGAGAACAGCCUGGCCAUGUCGCCCCGCCUGCCCCCGCCCAAGCCUGGCCUCGCCAUCUUCCAGCCUCCAGGGGGCGCCCUGCCCCAGACAGCCCUGACCGCCCACGCCAUGUGCCCCAGUUCCGCCCUGCCUGGCGACACCUACAACUCCACCGUGGACACCAGCUUUGCCGAAGCCAGCCCAUCCAUCUCCUCCUCCUCUGGGGAGAGCCCUUCGUUUGAAGGGGCCGCCAGGAGUGUGAAAGGCACCGGAGCGGGCAGCGCCGGACCCGGGGAGCCCCCACCACCCCCUCCCCAGGGCACCGUGCUGCAGUUCUUCACCCGCCUGCGGCGUCACGCCAGCCUCGAGGGCGCCAGCCCCUACUUCAAGAUCAAGAAGUGGAAGAUUGAGAGCAACCAGCGGGCGUCCAGCCUGGACACCAGAGGCUCACCCAAGCGACGUCAGUUCCAGAGGCAGCGGGCGGCGAGCGAGAGCAUGGAGCAGGAGGACAGAGAUGCCCAUCAGACGGGCAUCAUCCAGUACAUUGCCCGGACAGACGACAUAGCCUUCUGCCCCAUGGCUGGGCCCUUCCUGCCAUCCCCCUCCAGCCCCCCACCCUCUCUCGGCAGGUUAGAGCCAGCAGAGGCGGGCGGGGGCAGUGUCCCCGAGGCGCCCAGCACAGAGCAGCAGACCAUCUACCACGACAUCUGGAGCCUGCGGGCCUCCCUGGAGCUGUAUGCCUCGUCCGAGCAGAGCAACGACCGGGACUCCGUGCGCAGCGACGGGGGCGACAGCGUCUGCUCGGCUGGGGGAGGCAUCCCCAGCCUCCCCUCUUCCCUGGAGGAAGCCGAGGCCCUGGAUGAGCAGCCAUGGGCCCGGCCCAGGCAGGAGAGCGCGGAAGCAGAGCCAGGCACACGCAAGCUGCUGCAGAUGGACAGUGGCUACGCCUCCAUCGAGGCGCCGAGCCGGGCGGGUGAGGACGGGGGCCCCAAGGACCAGACGGCCUCAGAGAAGCGCAUCUGCUUCACCAGCGCUGGGCGCAAGGGCACCAUCUUCGAGAGCUUUGAGGGGCACGAGCCUGAGGAAGAGGAGCAGGAAGAGGGGGCAGUAGGGGGGCCGCUGCCCCACAGCCCCCUGGCCUGGUCCCCCUAUGGGCAGAUGUUCCCAGCCCGGGAUGCGCUGCCCCGACGGGACUACAGCAUCGAUGAGAAGACGGACGCCCUCUUCAAUGCCUUCGUCCGUCACGACCCGCAGUUCGACGACUCGCCCCUGCGUGCCAAGCACCGUUCCCGCACCCACCUGCGCAAGCAGUGGCAGCGCUCCAAGCAGUACAGCGACCCUGGCGUGCGCUACCCGCCCGCCCUGGAGCGCCACCGGACCCCGCUGCGCCGGGGAGACAGCCUCAACUACCCACCAGACAGUCGCUACCACGGCACCCUGCUCCGCAUCGUCAGCGCCGAGGAGGCGGGCGAGGCUGGGGACGGCUCCGCCGUGGCCGACGCUGAUGCCAAGAUCCAGGUGAUAGAGGAGGAGCCGUCCGAACUGGCUGGGGACCCCAAGCUGGCUUCCGAUCCCUACGACCAAGACUGCCCUGGCAAUGGCCAGGGCCCGGGCUGCGUCCCCCAGCCCCUAGGGGCUGAGCUGAUGGACAAGAUCAUGGCGGGCCUCGAGGACAGGCUGUACGGAAACUUGAGAAAAUCGAGAGAGAGUCCGGAGUGUCUGGUGGCCGUGGCCUCUCCCGACCAUAGCCCCGUCUAGGGGGCCGGGGAGUAGACCUAGCUCGCUCAUCCACUGAGUCAGGCUUCAGGGCUACAACCCCUUCCACAGCUGGCAGUGCCACCACGUUCAGGGCGUUCGAAGGGUGGCGGGGGGGUACGGAUCUGCCUGUACAGACGUGCCCCAUUCGAGGAGAUCGGGCUCUGCCUGGACGUUCCCGUCAUCUUAGAAUGAUCCAGGGCUGGGGGCAGGCUCAGCCUACCCUGUUUGAGUCUGGAGUGGGGGGGUCCACUUGGAUGUACCCACUGCAUUCAAGGGCUUUGAGGGGCACAGAUCUGUGGAGAGGUACCCGCCAUGUGGGCGGGGUCCUGGGGGGCACAGAUCCACCCAGAUGUACCUGCCCCAGGGUCGGGGGGGCACAGAUCCACCCAGACACACUUUGCAGUGUGGGUAGGUUCCAGGGGGCACAGAUCCUCCCUGACCCACCUGCCCCAGGGGUGGGGGAAUCCCCCGUGAAGCAGCCCCUACCCCCAGGCAGGCCUGGCAGCCGGAAGGGGUUGUUACAGAGGCGAAGAAUGUUUGCCAAAGCAGGCGACUCUUGCACGGCCAGCAGGUUGGUUUUAAGGAACCUGUACUAAUAACCCCCAAACUCUUACCUCACGCCGUACAGCUGUGUAGCACAUGACACCCCCCCAAUCCUGGGUCACGGCCCCCUCCCCUGCACACCCCACGCCCCCCAGCCUCCUCUCUCUCUCUCUGAUUUUUUACAAGCAAUAACGUCUCUGUCCGGAAUCAUCCUCGCAAAGAAGGGACUGGGGCUGGGAUCCACGGUGCUGGGAGUGGAGGGAAAGGGGAGAUGGGCCAAGCCCCCCCCCGAGCUGGCAACAGAGCCACCCUGGGCAGGUGGCCUUCCCCUCCUUUUGAUUUUGUCCACACUGAAAGAGGGGGAGGGCAGCUACAAAAUUGCUCGUGGAGGGAGGUUGCUGGGGGCAGCAAAGCAUGGGGGGGGGGGAGUUUGAGGGCUGGAAAGGUGCUGCCCCCUUGUGCCAGUCACUUCCCUCCUUCCACCCUGGGGAAACCUUGACCCAGGGCAGGGCUCAUGGGCUCUAAGCUGGAUGCUCUGGUGCUAGGACCUAUGGGAAAGGAGGUACAUGGAGCAGCUGGAGAGGGGGCCCAGGAGGUGAUGGUCCAUAGGGGAGGAAGGGGUGGGGGUGAAGCUGAGGCUUCCAAUUGGACAGGCCCUUCAGCAACUGCUGCUAGAAAAAUCUUGUUCUCCAGGUGCCAAAUUGAGGGUGGGACAGACACCCAUACAGUGCCAUGAGGGGGCAGGAACUAGAGCCUAUCCCAGAUGUCACUGCUUCCUCGGAGGGGAUGCUUGUUUCCCAUUCCCCCCCAAAACUAACCAGCUCCCCCUCCCUAUAUUACUGGGUCCAAAUGGGAGAAGGGCCUGGAGCUAGCAUGCCUGGGGGUUAGGGGCAGGGGUGUGGUGGCAAGAUGGGGCAAAGGGGAGUCAGAUCUCCUAACUUCCCUUCUGCCCCCAGCAGCCUUAUACCUGGAAAGUCAACCCCCCCUGCCCCUUGAACUGCUCCCCUCCAUUCUCCCCCAGGGAGCAAAGCAAUGGGCUUUAUUUAUUAUUUAUUGAUUUUUAUAGAACUGGAUGGAUUUGCUGCUCUGCGAGGGGCGGGUUCAGCUUUUUAUUGGGUUUAGUUCAUGUCUCAAAGGAUGAAAAGCAAAAAGCUUUAUUAUCCCUAAGACUCGGUCAGCGCAGGGCAGGGUGUGUGGGGAGGAGACGCCAGCCACAUGUGUAUCCCCCUCAUACACCUUGGUGCUCUCGUCACCCCCGUUCCCGGCUGCGCUUCGACACUUGCAUGCGAUCAAAGAAGCCGGGUCGUUCCUCUGCAGAGUCUGUCCAAAGCACUAACAUGAAACCACAACUCAGCCUUUUUAAACCUAUAAAGAAAGACCAAGUGUCAAGAGUUUGCCACGUUUUGUUAUUGCCUAAGUGCCUUCCUCCAGCCCCCCAGACGCGGCCAGGGCCAGCCCCUCGUUGGGCCAUUGUAAAUGACAUGGCCCAUGCUCCAAUGGCCUCCUGGGCAGCGUGAGGGGCACUCGAUGGGCUCCCAGGGCAGGGAGCUGAUGGCAGAGGCAUUCGAGCUAGGACUGAAGAGCCAGGUUUUGACAGGAAGGAGGGUGAGUCUUGCCUGAGGCGACUUCCCCAGGGCUGGAGUCCCUGGAACUUUCCAGCCUGGAGGGUCCAUUUGCUCUUGCUGUCAUUUACCCCACUACCAAGUGGGGGCUGUUCUGCUGUGGAGUGAACGAUGGCACAGCAACUCUGGCCCCUUAAAUCUGAGGAGAGGGCUGCUUCCGCGAGACCUAUUUUAGCACAACCCCAAAUUCCUGGGCCAGAACCAGGGCUCUGGCCUAUGCUCUGGGGUUCAGACUAGAUGAGCACCCCAGGCCCUUCCAGCCAGCAGAAACUAGGGCAUGCAUGUCCCCUCUUCCCUGCGACCCCUUCCAGAGCAGAGAACACCAGCAUCGGAAGCAAUCCCUGCAAUGGGGGCCUGGGCCUAGGCGCACAAGGCCUCUGUAGUGGCUGAAUCUGCCUUUCUAAGGCCGACCCAUCCUAGCAGAGCCCGUUUUGACUGUUGGAACGGAGCCCAGCGAGGCUCAGGGGCUGACAGCUCCUUCCAGGGCUGGAGAUGAACGCAGGGCCCUCCACUGUGGGCCCAGCUCCCCUGGGCUGGGGAAGGGGCCACCCUCUCCAAGAAGCUGGUGACUGCUGAGCACCAUAACAGGAGCUAGAUGGGCAGGACGUGCCCAGCACCAACCCCUGGGCACUAGCAGUGUAGCUGCUGAGGGAAAGUGGAGGGUGGGGACAGGAUUCAGCAAAGGCACCAGAAGCCUAAAUUCAGCCAUUGCAUUAACACAUGGAGAGAAGGGCUCUCCGCCUCCAGGAGGAUGGAGGACACACAGGUGGCCAGAACUUGCAAAGGGGGGGGGAGGGGACUAUUUACAUUGUGCUAGACCAGGGGUUCUCUAAAGGUUAUUGCACCACAACCCCCUUCUUACAACAAAAAUUACUGCAUGACCCCAGGCAGGGGGACUGGAGCCUGAACCCACCCAGGUCCCGCUGACAGGGCCAAAGUUGGCCCUGGGCACAGGGGCAAGCCAAAGCCAAAGCCUAGGACCAACGCCCCAGGGAGUGUGGCUCGGGCGUCAGCCCCAGUAAGUCUAAAGGCCAGCCCUGGCGACCCCCUAAAAACGGGGUCACGACCCCCAGUUUGAGAACCGCUGCGCUAGGCCCCUCAUGCAAGGUGCACGAUAGAUGAGCAGAAUUCCUGCAAAGAGCAAGUACAGGGAGGGCCAGGCCCAGCUUUUAGGGACCAGCUGCACUGCAACCCCAUCCCUGAUAUGGGGACAGCCCUAGGCCCUCAAGGAUUCAGCAGCACCACUGCCCCCUACAGCUGGCUCAGGGCAGCUUUGGCAUCAAGAGCAGCCACAGGGUGUUCCCUUCGGCACCAAGUGGCCAGUGGGGUGCAUUCUGCUCCAGGAGCUCGGGUUGAACGGGGAGACCCACCUGCCACAGCCACCCCCGCACAGACCCAGUCUCAGCCUUGUGCUACAGGCUUCUCCACGACGGAGGAAGCCAGAGAGGAGAGGUGUGUGUCUACUCCGGCUCAGGCCUGGACUCUCCUGGGCCUGGCAGGAAGCAGAGAGCUCCUGAGCCGGGCAGGGCUGGAGACACCAUAUGCAUUUGGGGACCAACCGAGGGCAUUGCUAGACCUUAGGGGAAAGCCAAUGCUCCACCUCCUGCAGGGGCGGCUCUAGACAUUUCGCCGCCCCAAGCAGGGCAGCAUGCCGC
This is a messenger RNA of Gopherus evgoodei (Goodes thornscrub tortoise), 6221 nucleotides long. It is a transcript of the gene CBARP, whose product is annotated as CACN subunit beta associated regulatory protein. Gene Ontology annotation, biological process: negative regulation of calcium ion-dependent exocytosis; negative regulation of voltage-gated calcium channel activity. The transcript has 10 exons. Bases 131 to 2401 code for a protein of 756 amino acids. Gene Ontology annotation, cellular component: secretory granule; plasma membrane. The record is from RefSeq and is a predicted model, not a curated record. NCBI's taxonomy places the organism in Eukaryota, Metazoa, Chordata, Testudines, Testudinidae. Gene Ontology annotation, molecular function: transmembrane transporter binding.